Molecule: messenger RNA, 467 nt
Organism: Zophobas morio
Lineage: Eukaryota; Metazoa; Arthropoda; Insecta; Coleoptera; Tenebrionidae
Exons: 3
Coding region: 102-467 (121 amino acids)
Source: RefSeq, a predicted model, not a curated record
UAUAUUAAUUUGUGAAAAAAAAAAUGUGUUCGUCAACAAAAGGUCAACUUAUUAAAACAAGUUUUAACACUAAUUAAUGUCACAAGUUGCAUUUUGUAGACAUGAUAGUUGAACCAGAAGCUAAUGAAGAAGAGAACUUGGUGGAGAUUUCUAUAAAUAGUAAGGGAGAAGACUACUCGUGUGUAGUCCCAUUACAUAUUGCCCAGAUUCUAUUAAAUGAUCAGGAACGAGCCGAUGCGUUUAUCGAAGACCAUAUUGAAAAUGUUACAAAUAAUGGAAACGACGACGAUAUUGAAAAUGUUACAAGUAAUGAAAACGACGACACACAACUUGCGAAUGUUUGGUAUACCAAAAGCAGACCCACAGUAAAAUGUAUGACUGCCACCAGCAAAUUGUUGGAGCUUCGAUUAAGAUUAAAAGACAACUUUAAUGGCAAAAAAACUCAUAAGGAAACCUUAUGGGUUUAA